Messenger RNA from Stegostoma tigrinum, 2644 nucleotides. Its product is annotated as kinesin-like protein KIF22. Lineage: Eukaryota; Metazoa; Chordata; Chondrichthyes; Orectolobiformes; Stegostomatidae. The transcript has 14 exons. Bases 475 to 2196 code for a protein of 573 amino acids. Gene Ontology annotation, molecular function: microtubule motor activity; ATP hydrolysis activity; microtubule binding. Gene Ontology annotation, biological process: microtubule-based movement. Gene Ontology annotation, cellular component: microtubule; kinesin complex. The record is from RefSeq and is a predicted model, not a curated record.
AGACUGGUGACUCGGUCUAGGCCCGAAUCGGCAGCUUUCCUGCUCUUCUUCUUCUGUUGUGUUCAUCCAGCUUCACACUUUAUUAUCUUGGAUUCUCCAGCAUCUGCAGUUCCCAUUAUCUCCCUCCUCCUCCUCAGAGGGGAACAGUUUGCCGUACAGAUGAUGGACGGUUGAAGCGACCAAUCAAUGCUGUGAUACGAAAUCAACAUGGACGCCCGUCCAAUCGGUAGAUCGGUGUGACUAGGAUUGACGGUUACGUCUGCCAAUCGGAGGCGGUGCUUCUCCCAUUCGUGCAUGGGGGCGGGCCUGCGCUUUGCUGCCAUUGGAGUUCGCGUGACAACAGUGCUGCGGACCAAUCAGAUGAGGCGCUUGGGGUCUGAGGGGUGGGGCUCUGGUGAGAUUUGAAUCGGGCGGCGGUUGGGACGAGCGAGCGAACUCGUUCUGGCCGGCACGAGGAGAAUUAAAAACAAACAGAUGCAGUCGAAGACGUCCAGCUUUCCUCCACCUCCUGCAGACGUCCAGUCCUCCAGGAAGGUGGCUGGUCCACACCAUCGCCGCCAGGUGCAGGUGGUGGUCCGCCUCCGGCCGUACCAGGCCACCGAGGAUGACCAGCAGCAGGGCCCCUGUGUGCGUGGCCUGGACACCCGCUCGCUGGAGAUCGUGAACUGGAGGAGUCGUAUGGAGACCAUGCAGUACAAUUUUGAUGCAUUUUACAGUGAUGACGCAUCACAACAGGAGAUCUAUGUGCACUCGGUGAAACCGAUCCUGUCGCAUAUCCUGAAUGGACAGAAUGCCAGUGUCUUUGCCUACGGCCCUACAGGAGCAGGCAAGACCCACACGAUGCUGGGCAGUGCCAAGCAGCCUGGGGUGGUGCCUCGUUCCCUGCUGGACAUAUUUCGCAUGGUGCGGGAGCAGAGGGACCAGCUGGGUGGGCCCUCCUGGAGUUUUUCUGUCACAAUGUCCUACCUGGAGAUCUACCAGGAAAAGGUGUUGGAUCUGCUGGAGACCAAGCACCAGGAUUUGCCUAUCCGAGAGGACCAAGACAAGAACAUUUUCAUUCCCAAACUGACGGAGCAACCGAUCACCAGCUUCGUGGAGUUUGAGCAGUUCUUCCUGCCUGCCACACAAAGACGGACCACGGCCCGCACCAAACUGAAUUGUCGUUCCAGUCGCAGUCACUCUGUGCUACUGAUCAAGGUGGUGAAAUUGCAGCGAGAGGCUCCGUUCCGACAGCUGACAGGGAAACUCUACCUCAUCGACCUGGCAGGAUCCAAGGAUAAUCGCAAGACCGGGAAUGAAGGUGUCAGGCUAAAGGAGAGUGGAGCCAUUAACACCUCCCUGUUUGUGUUGAGCAAAGUGGUGGAUGCACUAAACCAGGGCUUGUGCAGGAUUCCCUACAGGGACAGCAAGCUAACCCGCCUGCUGCAGGAUUCCCUAGGAGGCACUGCCCACAGUGUAAUGAUAGCCAACAUCGCUCCAGAAUACAAACACUACUUUAACACCCUCACUGCCCUCAACUUUGCUGCCAAAUCCAAGCUGGUGGUCAACCGUCCCUUCACACAGGAAACCAUCCAGCCGAUAGGCAUUUGCCAUCUGAAGCGUUCCAAUGAGGGAGUUUCCUCAAGUUCACAGCAUCCAGCCAAGAGAAUGAAAUCAGCAGAGUCGGAGAGUGCUGAAGACUCAGAGGAGCUGAUUCUGAGCCCUCUCCUGAAGGCGGGAGAGUACGACCCAGACGCCUUUGACUCGGAUAUGUUGGAACGAAUUUCCAAUCUGGAAAAGAUGCUGCAGAAACAUGGGAAGAAUGGCCUUCCUUUGCUGGGUACUCCCAAAGAGGAGCAUCUACAGCUCCUGAAAAAGCUGGAAGAAAGUAGACUUCAAAUAGAGAAACUGGAGCAGAGGCAGAAGCAGCUGGAAAGAGCAAUCAGUUUGCAGGAAACUGCCGCAGAACAGGCCAUGAACAAUAAUCGUUUGGGAGUCUUGCGCAGAGCCUCGGUGGCAAAGCAGAGAAAACAGGCUGUUGUGACCCCGCUGCAGUGUCUGGAUAACGGCGAGCUGCUCAAAACAGGCAACGUGCUUGUAUUGAAGAGGAAAGAGAAACAGGAAAUGAAGAUUGAGGAUCUGGAGAAGAUUGGGAUGUCAUCGAGAACAGUGUCCACUUUCAUGAAGGCCAAUGUGGUGAGCUGUAUGGUGAAGUGAAUGCCUGGUGUGGGCGAAGGAUCCCAACCUCCUCCAAUGCUGAUCUUAACAUCUUUUACCUUUGCUGUACAUUCCAGAGUCUGGUGUGAAAACAGAAGCCUUCAGUGUGUGUCUUCUACCUGUUCCCACACCAAGCACCAAGACUGUAAUUAUGACAAGGAACUUGUGACUGAGAAAGUGAUUAAUAACUGUCAAGUGCAUCCAGUCUGGAGAUUGCUUUGUGCAGGGAAUGAGCAGGAGUCAUGGGCCCUGCUGUUACUUUUCAGUUUAAACUUUCCUCCAGGCCCUUAGCAAUCCACGCUUUACAGCAAGUUUCUCUUUUUUUAUAUAAGGACAUAGAAAGUGGCUGUACAUGGAACUGUCUCUAUCUUAGCCCAUGUGUCACUGCUGUUGCAUUUUAACCACUUCUGUAUUUUAAAUAAAGGGCCAGUGAAAUUUGUCUCCACAA